AUGGCAAUGCAAGCGAUGACUCUUAUGGUAAGCCUCUUCUGUAAUGACAUAGACAGUCUUAUGGCUAAGUGUAUGAAAAGCUGUCCAUCACCACAUCAAGUCCCAAUCCUCAACCCUCCUACAUCAUGACUUCCGUGGUUGCCAACCUGGCAAGUACUUUAGGCCUUCACCGACGUUCGGACAGCUCCAGUCACAAUGCAGAAGAGAUUGAACAGCGGAGGAAUGUCUUUUGGGUGUUUUAUAUAUUCGAGAAAUCAACAAGUCAUAGCUUAGGUCGCCCGUCUUCCAUAUACGAUGACGAUAUCGCCGUCGACUUGCCACCUAAUGGAGCUGCCACAAUACAGGCCUCUACCGGAGCAAAGUUGUAUGACUUCUUCCAAAACCAAAUCACUUUGAGUAUCAUCGAAAGCCGCAUAUACAGCGAGUUGUACUCUGCAAGCUCACUUACGAAAUCAAGGGAGGGUCGUAUGAGAGUACUAGGCAAGCUAGACGACCAUCUCCAACGCUGGAGAGAUGCGAUACCAAUCGAGAUAAGACCAGAGCAUCCAAUUUCAUGCACGAAUGAACAGUAUAUCCCAGUAGUCAUGAUGCACUUCACUUAUUUGGAAGCUGUAAUACAGCUCCAUCGUGUAUCAAGUCGUCAGGGGAUUUUCAGGAAUGGUACCACUACGAAAGUAGAAAGCGGUGAUGAGCUACGACUUGAUAAUCAAACUUAUACAAGCCAUUUACUCUGCGUCGCCGCUGCGCGGAGAUCCAUCCGUCUACUAGACACAAUCGGCAACAAAACUCGGCAUAAUCAGCAUUUCAUGUGGUCAGUGAUGAUUUUGCUUCACGAGGUUGAUACGCUAAUUCUGACCUCAGGAGGGCGCUAUAUUAUCCUCUCAGCGCUUGUCUUGUUCUCUUGUCUAAUAUAUCUUCAGACCCGCAAGACCAGCAUGCUGCUUCUGACAUCCAUUUCAUGAAAUCGAUCACUUUAUUCAUGACUCGAUUUGUCAAUCCAACGUCCUCAUUCGCUGCCACCCCGACUGUGAACAUGUUCCAGGAGCUUUAUAGUAUUGCCGCACGCCUUGUAGGAAAGGCACCUUCGUAUGCAAGCCAGAAUUCGAAGAGGCCAGCUGAAAAUGAUCUGGCGCAAGCGGAAUUAUCUACAGUGAUGUCUGAAGAGCUUUUGUACUCAAAUUUGGACUCGCAACCUACAGAACCACCUGUGAGUGUUUGAUCCCUGCAAACUUUCCUCUUCUCUUCUUCGUAUACUCACGAUGGGUCUCCUAGGCUCAACGCGACCCAAUGACAGCAAAUCCCCAAAGCGAAAUUAAGACACAUAUACCUUCAUCAAGAUACAAUGACCAACAGAACUCCCAACAAGAUCAAGAUGUACAAGAUGUACAAAAUGAACAAGAAUUCCUGUUUGACGAUAAUCCUCUUGGAUUUGCGCCAUUCAUCGUUGAAGGAGCGAGCUACCUGAACUACGAUCCAUCAAUUUACGACCCUCCCCUCUCCCCCACGAGUUCAGAAUGGGAUAUGACGAAAAUAUGGGUGCCAUAGCCAGAUCGAGCCAGAUGUGCCGAGCCUCGCUUGCGUAUCUUUAUCAGGUUUCGGGAAGCGUUGUGUGGCGUUGGGCAAGCGGUCGAAUAGGAGUUAAGGGAAGUUCAUUCGUUCGCUUAGCAAAUUUAGUAAAGUACCAGUACUGUAUUGGAACCACGUCUCAUAUCCUUCUACGAUAGUGUAAAGAGAUAACAAAAUGGGGGGUUUUCAAUAGUCUGAGUAUCAUUGGGAAAAUGAUACUUAUGAUCACAAUAAGUUCUUUCCCGGACAUAGCUAGAUUGAUUUGACAUCGCAAGUACUUGCUCAUGCUUCUUUCGGAAACAUUGUG
This is a messenger RNA of Hymenoscyphus albidus, 1873 nucleotides long. NCBI's taxonomy places the organism in Eukaryota, Fungi, Ascomycota, Leotiomycetes, Helotiales, Helotiaceae. The record is from the annotation of a GenBank genome assembly.